Molecule: messenger RNA, 738 nt
Organism: Venustampulla echinocandica
Lineage: Eukaryota; Fungi; Ascomycota; Leotiomycetes; Helotiales; Pleuroascaceae
Product: Eukaryotic translation initiation factor 3 subunit K
Exons: 2
Coding region: 1-738 (245 amino acids)
Biological process (GO): regulation of translational initiation
Cellular component (GO): cytoplasm; eukaryotic translation initiation factor 3 complex
Molecular function (GO): ribosome binding; translation initiation factor activity
Source: RefSeq, a predicted model, not a curated record
AUGGGGAACCCCUUUGACUAUGCGCCCGACCGGCCAGAACAUAUCGAUGCUAUACUAAAUGGACUCGAUCGCUACAACCCAGAGACCACUGCUGUCUUCCAAGAAUACGUCGUCCAGCAGUGCGAUCAGAAAUUCUAUGACUGCUACGCCAAUCUGGCCCUGUUGAAACUCUACCAGUUCAACCCCCAUCUUACCAAAGACGAAACUAUAACCAACAUUCUCGUCAAGGCGUUGACCGUGUUCCCCUCACCAGACUUCGCUCUCUGCCUCCACCUCCUACCCCCACACAUCCUGACCCCAGCCUCUGCAUCAUCAGCACUCCCGGCCGCCGGCGACGCGCCCCUCUCCGAAGCCGUCCAAAAACUCAACGUUCUCAACAAUCUCCUUGCCCAAGCAAACUAUGCUGCAUUCUGGAGCACGCUUGACAGCGAUGAUCUCUACGCUGAUCUGAUUGCUGAUGUUGCUGGUUUUGAAGAACUGAUUCGCAUCCGAGUCGCACUCACCAUCUCACAAGCCGUCCGGGAAAUCGAACGCUCAGUCCUAGAAUCGUGGCUGGGAAUGCAGGGCGAGGCGUUUAAUAAGUUUGUAAAUGAAGUUUGCGGGUGGGCUACUGAUGGCACUGUUGUGAAGGUGCCACUGAACAAGGAGAAUGAGGCAAAGGGAACCGUCGUCAGAGAGAAUGUCAAGAUAGAGCAAUUCUCUAGGGUUAUUAGGAGGGCUUAUGAGCAACCUGCUUGA